This is a messenger RNA of Striga asiatica, 381 nucleotides long. The record is from the annotation of a GenBank genome assembly. Lineage: Eukaryota; Viridiplantae; Streptophyta; Magnoliopsida; Lamiales; Orobanchaceae.
AUGGCGCCGACGACAGUCACACAAGAAAAUCGUGGAAAACCUCGCGCCGCGUCGACCGUGGCCAUCAAGGCUCUAAAUCCACCACCGCACCCCAAGAACCAUUCGUUUCAGCACGUUCAAUGCUGUGUUCUUCUCCAUGGUGCCGAAAGUCACACAGGCAAAUCGUCGAAAACCUUGCGCGCAGAGGUCUACCGUAGCCAUCGAGGCUCUAAAUCCACCAGUGACCCCCACAAAAGCAUCCUCAAGCACUUGCCGACGCCAGUGAACCCCUAUCAAACUUGCACCAGGCAGCAGAAAUUCACUAGAUCGAGGUUUAGGGUUUUUGAUAAACUUACCAAACAACGAGAUUUCAAUGAAAAGAAGCGGGGAGCUGAACUUUGA